Penicillium paradoxum is the source of this 5607-nucleotide messenger RNA. RefSeq names its product putative sensor histidine kinase/response regulator (gene pkhB). Gene Ontology annotation, biological process: protein autophosphorylation; phosphorelay signal transduction system. The transcript has 3 exons. The record is from RefSeq and is a predicted model, not a curated record. Bases 1 to 5607 code for a protein of 1868 amino acids. Gene Ontology annotation, molecular function: histidine phosphotransfer kinase activity; phosphorelay sensor kinase activity. Lineage: Eukaryota; Fungi; Ascomycota; Eurotiomycetes; Eurotiales; Aspergillaceae.
AUGGAGGACGUCCAUAGUAGGAGGAGUCCUCCAUUCCCCUCGCCAACGGAGACUCACCCACCUGUCGGACUGUCUCAUACUCAUCAUAUGCAACCUCUCCGAUCGCCUGGCCAUCGACCCCCACACGGUCACCAAUCACAAAAACUGGUGGAUGAACUUGCAGAUAGGGUGGAGGCUCUUGAGAAGUCAUCCCUCCAAACAACUCGCUUGUCGCGCGGUGAUUCUACAGAGCAGACUGUUGGUUUGACGCCCAUUACCGAAGACCCACGAUCAGAUGCCGCGCAAAAGGAAGACCAAGGACGCAGUUCGCACACUCUCAAGGAACUCAGAAGGCAGAUGGAGGAUCUGCUUGUUUACCAACAAAUGCAGCAAACCCAACCCUCGGUUUUGUCUCAGUCUCAAUCUGUCCCUGCCGUCUCGAAUGAUGCGCCCAGAAAGAGGCGCUUGUCCACAACUUUGUCCAAUAGCUCAACAGAAGUUCCCGCCACUGUUGUGCUUUCCUCUGCAGACUCAGCCAGCUCCGUAGGAACAAUCAAAGGCGUUGAAACCGACACACCCCUUGAUCGAAAACCCCAACAGACGCCAUCUUAUCCCUUUCCACGAAUGCAGAACAAGUCAGCCAAAAUGGGGAUCGAGCCUACAGGGCGCGGGGGACAAUUCAGAUUGAAGCUUCCAUCCGAGAAGACUCAUUUCACAGCGCCAGGGUCCCAGGUCCUACCUUCAGAUUCAAAAUAUUUGGAGUCGCAUCCAAUUUUCAUGCCCUCUCACCAUACCCUGAGCCAAGAAGACCCCAAUUUUGCUAGUCCCGAUCUCUAUGACCUCACGUUACAGCUGAAUGCCGAUUCGGGACUGGAAGCGUGGUGGUCCAACCUCAUCGAUAUCAUGCAAACCAACUAUGGGGCCGAACGCGUCUCGCUCGCUGUCCCGGGGGAUGUAACCGAUUUGGAAAAUGUUCCUUGGGGUCAAAAGGCAAUUUUCAACCAGAACGUGGAUACAUCGUUGGAGCAUAUUCAGGCGCGCAGUUUUGAGAAAGGACCGCUGACGGAAACAUCCUACUCGCGCAAAACCACCAUGCAACAGAAGAACGAGACUGUCCCGAACCCGAGCAAAGUGUCUGGUUCUUCUCGGCCAUCUUUAUUGUCUCGGCACUCAUUCGCUGGAUUUGAUAAAAACAAAGGGCAAGCUCCCCCUGAUCUUAGUCAACCACAACCUGCAAAGAUGCAUGCCAAAUCCGAGAAAAAGCACGUACAGAUUGCUUCUCACAACACGUCAGCUAUGGAUCAUUCGAUCGAAGACCACUCUGAGAUCGUAGAUGAUACACUCAACAGUCUUCUUGGUGGUCUGCGGCAGGCUGUGUUUCCAACACCCAGGCCGUUAGAGGUAGAGCCAGACCCUCUCAUCAAGCGUACCGGCGUGGUCAGGCUAUUUGGGCGUACCCGACCCACUGUUUUGACUCGUGAAUAUUCAGAACAUCCGACACAGUAUUCGCAGCGUUGGGCUGAGCCGGCGAAAAGUCCAAAUGAGAUGGUUCAGGUCACUCCCGAUGUCGAUGGUCCCGAGAGCAAAGAAUUGGGACGGAUACAGAUGCAGCAAGGCCUCGGUGCCAUUGGAUUGAAACGGUAUGAUGAAUAUGAGCAAGUUCCGCAAUCUCCGUGGUCUCAGUCUCCUGCGCCAUCGCCCGCCCCACGUACACAUGCAGAUCAAAAUCCGUUCUUCACAAAUCACUCGGUUGAUGAGGGGGCUUUCUCCAAGAACCCGCCUUCACAUGACUACUCUAAUAAUCUUCCGCUGGAAGCGAUCGGGAUUGACCAGUCAAAAACUGUGAUUCAUAUUCCUCUUUUACAUGGUGGUCACUCUACCCGAAACUCCACAUCGACAUUGAGAUUCCCUGUCGCCAUUGUCUCGAUGCUGUGCACAAUCGUGCCUUAUCCCCCUAAUCUCAGACAGUCACUUGCAUUUUUGAUGCCACAUCUAACAUCUUCCUUUUGUUUGGCUCAACGAUAUAGCCAGCUUGAGAGGCAGCUCUCCUCCAAGAUUGAGACUCCCCGCUAUGGACAUCUUUUGGGUCUAGGCGGUACUUUCUCAGAUGCAAGCAGUGAGCUAGAGCUUGUUGCCGGCCUCAGUGGCCAUGUCAGCUAUUCUGUCGGCGACAACAACAACCCGCUGUCUACGCAUACGAGCAUGACUAGCCCGAGUGAUCGUUCAUCUAUCAAAUUUAGCCCUGCCGUUUCUGCCAUUGGAACCCCUGGAUUUGAUCUUGGUCAUAUCGGAUUCGGGUCCGCAACUCAAUCCCCGGGAAUGACAUCACGGUCUGGUGGAGAAGGUGCCGACAGCUACUUCAAUGUUCCGCAACAUAAAGGCGCCCGAGAUAGUAUAUCCCAGGCGAGACCACGGCUUCACAAGUCGAAGACCACCUAUGUUGACCCAUUAAUGUCGAUUUCUCUCGACAAGGUUGCCGGGAAGCCUACCACCUGCGAUGAACACACCCUACAAGAGCAUCCCACCUACGUUGCAUCGCCACUACAGGAUUCCAGAGCACCUAUCGUUAUUUCACCCACUCAGCAAUCUUCACGUCAAGGGUCUACGAACUCGUUGUACGCCCAACUUCAACGGGAGCUUCCGCGCCCGUUCUCUGACACGAUAGCCCAACUAAUGCUCAAUUCGAUUCCAUUGCAUCUAUUCCUAGCCAAACCACAGAGCGGCGAAGUAAUUUGGACUAAUUCAAAGUUCGAUGCUUAUCGAAGAAGUCAGCAUCAACAGGAACAAAAAUUGCGAGAUCCCUGGCAGAAUAUCCAUAGCAGUGAGAAUGAGCACGUUCAUCGCAAAUGGGCCAAUGCGUUGCUCACGGGUGCGCAGUUCACUGAACGAGUACGGGUCCGACGAUUCAACGAUGAAUCAGCGUACCGCUGGUUUAUCUUCCGGGCCAAUCCACUGUUGUCAUCAACAGGGGAGGUAUUGUACUGGAUUGGAUCUUUUCUCGAUAUUCACGAGCAGCACAUCGCUGAGCUCGAGGCUAUUCAAGAAAGGGAAAAGUUUGCCAUUGACGCAAAGUAUCGUGCAUUCUCCAAUUCGAUCCCACAGGUUGUGUUUGAGGCGACGGAGAACCGCGGUUUGAUAUUUGUCAAUGAGCAGUGGAAUCUGUACACUGGGCAAACGCUUGAGGAAGCGCACGACCUUGGCUUUGCGAAACAUGUUCAUCCCGACGAUCUUGCAAAGUGCAGCGGGUUGGCUCUUAAUAGGGCAUCCGAGAAGGCGGACCAAGAUGAUAGUGGGCCUUCUGAAUUCAUGGUCGGAUCAGCUCUGGAUGAACUUGUUAGUCGUGGCGUUGCUUCUUUGCAGAAAGAUGAAAAUGGCCGAGUUUUCUAUUCCACUGAGAUCCGCCUUCGUUCUCGAGGUGGCGAUUUCCGGUGGCAUUUGGUUCGUCUAGUUCGUGUUAAGACUAGCAGUUUCGGGAGUGAGGAAGCCUCCUGGUACGGAACAUGUACCGACAUCAAUGAUCGCAAAAACCUUGAAAGAGAGCUCAACAAGGCCAUGCAACAACUAAAUAACCAGAUGGAGUCUAAAACCAAAUUUUUCAGCAACAUGUCGCACGAGAUCCGAACCCCGCUCAAUGGCAUUCUUGGUACCAUUCCGUUCAUCCUGGAUACCCAACUCGAUAGUGACCAGAGGCGAAUGCUUGACACCAUACAAAACAGCUCCACCAAUCUUCGCGAGUUGGUUGACAAUAUUCUUGACGUGUCUCGUGUUGAAGCCGGCAAGAUGUCGAUGGUCAAAUCCUGGUUCCAUAUCCGGUCAAUGAUCGAAGAUGUAAUUGACACCAUUGCCUCACGGGCGAUCGACAAGGGGCUCGAGAUCAAUUAUCUCAUAGGUGAACACAUGCCAUCGAUGGUAAUUGGAGAUCGCUUCCGAAUUCGCCAAGUCCUGAUCAACCUCCUUGGUAACGCAGUCAAAUUCACUGCACAUGGGGAAAUUCAUAUUAGCUGCGAUAUCUAUCGCGAUCCAACUGCGAGCCCUAGUGACACUCAGGCAUUUAUGAACUUUGAAGUUAUAGAUACCGGAAAAGGGUUCAGUUCCCAGGAUGCCGAACGACUGAUGCAGCGAUUCAGUCAGCUUGGAGAAAAUGGGUCACAACAGCAUGCAGGUAGUGGCCUAGGGCUUUUCCUGUCGAAGCAAUUGGUCGAAAUGCAUGGUGGCAAGCUCACUCCUAGCAGCAAAGAGGGCCAGGGAGCAAAAUUCUCUUUCUACGUCAAGGUCGAUGCGCCUGCGCCUCCCUCACCCUCCGAACAGCCCAAAUUAAUGCGUCAGAGUUCGAGUGCUUCAAGAAGGCCUGCAAAGUCCAGAACGACAUCCUAUCAACAAGCGCCUCCUCUAGCCGCAAGAAACUCCGACUCGUCUAGCAAAAGCUCUGACAUCAACCUUUCUGCCUCAUUUUCGGUCUCGUCUUCUGCUCUUCCGACCCCAGAUAUUGGUCCCGCCCCCCUCCCGCCUCCAUUAGAUCAGACAAGGGCUGUGGUGAACAUGCCAGAUGCAGUGUCGAACACUGAUAUUCAACCUGCUGUCACGAAGCCCGACGCAUCGGCACAGUUAGCAUCGCCCAUGUCACAAGCGUCUGCGUCUCCAGAUGCAUCAAUCGGACGGGUAUCGGUGCCUUCCCACGGCCCAUUCUCUAUCGUCAUCCUCUGCCCGCUCAAGAACUCCCGGCAAGCCAUAAAGCAGCACAUUGAGCAGGUUGUUCCGCGUGAGAUCCCGUUCAAGUUCACAACACUGCCUGAUGUCGAUGAGUGGAAAGAUAUGAUACAUUCUGCCUCCGAUGAUCGUUCUUGCACACAUCUUGUCCUGAACCUCCAGACUGAUGACAUCCUAGAUGUCAUCCAAACUGUGUCAGACUCGGAGUUAAAUCCUGCGCUGGUCGUUGUCAUCAUAUCGGAUCUUUACCAAAAGCGCCAAAUUAGCUCGCGGGUCAAAGAGCUGGCGGCUACUGGGAAGCAGGUUUUCAUUGUACCCAAGCCCGUGAAACCUUCCGCUUUCUCAACGAUCUUCGAUCCUGAGAGCAAGCGUGAGCUGAGCAAAGAUCGCAACCAAGACAUGGCACGCGAGAUCAAUAACAACUUCAAAACUGUCUCGAAGAUGGUCAAAGAAGUUUUGGGUAACAAGGGUUAUCGGGUCUUGCUUGUCGAGGAUGACGAAACCAAUCGUGAUGUCAUGUUGAAGUACUUGGACAAGAUCAAGCUCAUGGCGGAAACUGCAUCCAAUGGACUGGAGUGCACUAACAUGGUGCUCUCCAAAGAACCCGGAUAUUAUUCCCUCAUCAUCUGCGAUAUUCAGAUGCCUAUCAAAAACGGCUACGAUACAUGUAAAGAUAUUCGUGACUGGGAACAAAAAAACCAUUACCCGCAGAUCCCAAUCAUGGCUCUUUCGGCAAACGCAAUGACAGAUCAAAUCGAAAAUGCUGCCCGCGCAGGUUUCAAUGACUAUGUCACCAAGCCGAUCAAACACAAUGAACUAGGCAAGAUGAUGAUGGGACUUCUCGAGCCUGGCCGGCCACUCAUGCUUCUGCGAGACCGACUUGGCCCAGAACACCAACAAGCCCUUGCUGCUCGCCGCUAG